CUUGAAGUCGACAAAGGCUGAAGUUUGGUUCAGUCGUGUCAGCUCGUCGCUGGUGGCUGAAACCCGUUUGCAGAAAAACGUCUUUUGGGGAAAGCGGUUUGGGAUGGAGCUCCAGACGAGGAUUCCUGGCCUUCUGGUUCUGGCCUCUCUGUUUCCCCGGGCAGAGGCGCUGGAUCACUACGACCCUCGGCUGUGCUACGUCCUGGACGGCUUCCUCGGCCUGUACGGACUCAUCAUCACCGGCAUGUUCAUCAAGGAGAGGUUCUUCAAAAACAAAGCGAAGGCCAACGACGAGAACAUCUACAGCGAUCUGAAAGGUCAGGACACCGGAGGUUACGCCCCGCUGAUGAGAGGAGAUCCUGAGAGAGGAAGAAACCGCAGAAUGCUGGAUGACAAUGACACAUACACGGACUUGAACAAACGUACUGAUGGAGAAUAUAAGGAGCUUCCUGUUAAACGAGAGCGUCAGAGGAAGAACGAGCAGGUUUACCAGGGUCUGAGCUCGGCCACCAAAGACACCUACGACUCGCUCCAGAUGAAGCCGCUUCCUCCUCGCUAACGCCGGUGCAGAUGAUUGACCGCCAAAUAUUUUCCCACUUCCUGUCAGCCUCGACGAAAAAACACCAACAUCUGUUUUAGACAAAUGAUUCAUCCAUCCUUUAUUCAGCAGAUUCAUCAAACAUGACCAGAAAUGAGUAUUUUUAAUUCUUUUAGGUAAUUUUUAAGAAUUAGUUUGUUUCAUUUAGUCGAUUUAGUCGCCCAUCGUACCAUUUCUAAUGAUUUUAUUCAGGUACUUUGGUGGUAUUUUAAGGGGAUAAUGAAUGGAUUGUAAUUUAUUGCACAGGUGAUGAGAUACACCUGUUAAUCAACUCAGUUUAAAAAAUGUCACAUUUUAUAAAAUAACUUCUGUACAAAGCUUGAAUUAUGGCAGCAGUUAGUUCACCUGUUAUUAUUCUGACUCAUCGUGAAAGUGUUUCAUUCUUCUGCACAGUUAAAUUAAAGGGGUGGGCUAUACGGGUGCCAGGUGAGACCAGGACCAGGAUCACAGGUGCUGAUGAUAAACAGCAGCUAAUGUAAGACCAUGACAGGCUGAGAACUGUCAGGAUACCUGAUCUGCCGCAUGUUGAAACAUGUUUUCUGGUGCGUUAACUCUUUGGGGGCUGCAGUACCACAGGCCUGCCAGCAGGUGUUGCCAUUUUGACAAACACUUAGAAACGAUGCACGAUUUUUCAACCGACUCAAAAAGCUCAGUCUAAAGCGACAGAAGUCGAGCUGGCUUCAAGUUCGAAAAGUUCUUAAAACGUUUUAAACUUGAAGCCAAGACAAGUCAGCCUGCGGGUCCAGCAGCUGGUCGCUGUUCUUAAAUGCAGUUUUAUUUAAAUGUGCAGAGACUUAAAGCUGCAUCAGUCUGGAGCCCCAAAGAGUUCACUGUUCAGAAAGAGUCAAAUUAAAUAUUUAACAUCCUGCUUCUUUUCACAAUAAAGGCAUUUUAUUGCAGCUCAUUUUUCUUUAACUCCAGCAAAAUCAGAACAAACUGUCAGAGCCAGUUCUGUGAUUGGCUGUUGCUUGUGUGGACAGCCAAUCACAGAACUGGCGCUGAAUUAAAUUAAUGAAGUAAGAAAGAGCUGCAAUAAAAAUAUAUUCAAUAAAUCAAUAAUGAAGUUUUAAAGGCUUAUUGGAUUAUUUCAUAACUUCAUUGUUAAAUUACAUAUUUUAUCUGCAUUUAUUCUUUUUUUUAUACUAUCUUAUGUAUUAUUUAAUAUUGAACCCUUUGGGCCUCCUCACAAGACAUAAUAAAAAAGCUUUAAGAUUUUAUUGUAGAAUUUAAAAAAAAACAUAAAUCGCAGCUUUAAGUUUCUUUUUUUGUUGCUGUUAAUUGCUGUUUUGAUGAUUUUGCUUCUUCUCUGUAAUAAUUUAACCACAGUCCCUCUGCUGAGCCUUUUCAUUUUCCUUUCCAUGUUUGUGUUUUCAUUUCAUUUGGUUGGUCGUGGUUUCGUAGAAAUAAUCACUCAUUUGUUUUGUUGUUCUGAUAUUUUCCUGAGAAUUCAUGCCGAUAAUCUGAUCGUUGGUUUCUUUAUGAAUAUUUUGCUUUUGUGAUUAAGGUCGUGUUUGCUCUGUAAAAGCCAUUUUGAUCUUACUUGUAUUAAAAUGUUUUAUAGAAAUGUCUUAAAUUCAAAUUAAAGCAGCAAAUCAUGAAAUUUUACAAAUGCAGCUUUUGUCACCUGGAGGACAAAAACAGAAUAAACAUGUUUGAUACUUGAACAAAGGUUUACUUAAGCACAACAAUGCAUUUUUAUUUAGCUCAGAAUUUGUUGCAAACAUGAUGUUUAAUGUUUUUUAAUAUGCUACAUCCGCUAUAUUCCUACAAAACUAAACCUGUUCAUUUUGAACUGUAAAAUUUCCAGAAACUCUGCAUUUAUAAGAUGUUUUUAAGGUAUUUUAAUAGGAAUUUAUGGGAUA
Messenger RNA from Chelmon rostratus (copperband butterflyfish), 2460 nucleotides. RefSeq names its product T-cell surface glycoprotein CD3 zeta chain-like. Gene Ontology annotation, molecular function: transmembrane signaling receptor activity. The record is from RefSeq and is a predicted model, not a curated record. The transcript is spliced from 8 exons. Gene Ontology annotation, cellular component: membrane. NCBI's taxonomy places the organism in Eukaryota, Metazoa, Chordata, Actinopteri, Chaetodontiformes, Chaetodontidae. Bases 104 to 559 code for a protein of 151 amino acids. Gene Ontology annotation, biological process: cell surface receptor signaling pathway.